GCACCUGGGUUGCCAAUGCACUUGUUGGUCUCCUCCCUCAGCCUACUUCAGUUCCCACUCAGGGACUCGGCAUCCAGACAGAGUGGGAGAUAGGCAGAAGCCUGGAGGGGAGUAAUACCUGCAGUCACCCAAAGUCCAGAGGCAGAACCACUGGACUCCAUUUACCUCCUCAAGGAGCCUGUGACCAGAAGGUUGAGCUCCAGGACGCUCCUGGGCAAUCCACUGAAGUUUUCCCUUUGCUCUGCCUGCUGACCUCUUCUCUCUCCUGAGUGUUCCCCCCAAAUGGAGCGAUCCACACAAGAAAUUUUCCUCAACUUCAUGAUUGUCCUGAUUACUGUAUUGCUCAUGUGGCUCCUCGUGAAGUCUUACCAGGAAUAAAAGACAAUCAGAAACUGUGGGAGGUGAUUUAAGUGUGUGUCUGCGGAGAUAAGUAGCACCUACAACACACCGCUGUGAUUAGCUUUCAGUCAGUCAAGUAUGUUGUGAACCUUUUUUACUCUCUUGUAUCUGUUGCCUGUGCUAAUGUUUGUGAUGGGUCUGUGAUGGUGUAAGUAUUUUAUUCUGCGGCGAUCCACUGUAAAAUGUAAAAUGCAAGAUCCUUAGAAGCUGUUUGACUUGGCUGUCUCCUCCAGUAGUUACUGUGAAUGCUGUAGCCCCCUGCCCACCAUGCCAGCUUGUUUGGUGUUGGUGUUAGGUACUCAAGGGUAUAAAACUGCAGUACGAAAUGUAACCAUCUAUAUUAACCAGUAUGAGAGGCACAAGUUCGCUUAGCAGAAGGGAAUGUGAAACCUCUACUUUCAUUUGCUCAUUUCAUUUCAAUAAAGAACAUGUAAACCCA
Messenger RNA from Neopsephotus bourkii (Bourke's parrot), 838 nucleotides. It is a transcript of the gene SLN, whose product is annotated as sarcolipin. Gene Ontology annotation, cellular component: membrane. Bases 283 to 378 code for a protein of 31 amino acids. Gene Ontology annotation, molecular function: enzyme regulator activity. Lineage: Eukaryota; Metazoa; Chordata; Aves; Psittaciformes; Psittacidae. The record is from RefSeq and is a predicted model, not a curated record. The transcript has 2 exons.